UAAUUGUCAACAAUGAGUGAGGACCAGAAGAAGAUGUCCCCUCCUUCUGACACCGUCCCAUCUGAGGAUACCGUCCAGCUCAACCAAGGGGAGAAAAAGGUGCCAUUGUUCGUGAGAUUCAGCCCGUGGGAAACGCUCAAACACAUCCUGGCCGUCCCGUUCUACAUCACCAUACUUUUCUGUGCCAGCUACUACCCGUAUCUUCAGCACUGCGGUAUCUGGUUUGGGGCCCUGUGCGGUCUCAUCACCACCAUCGCCAACCUUGUGUACCAGAUUUAUGCGCUGUGGAAGUUCAAGGACUUCCACCUCCCAGUCGUCCAGAAUUCCAACAAAGAAGACUAGGGAGGGCCGCGUUAGACAUCAGAAACGCCCAGGCACAAAUUAAAAGGCUAAUCUCCAAGCAGAUGCUACA
Branchiostoma floridae (Florida lancelet) is the source of this 412-nucleotide messenger RNA. RefSeq lists its product as uncharacterized. The transcript is spliced from 2 exons. Lineage: Eukaryota; Metazoa; Chordata; Leptocardii; Amphioxiformes; Branchiostomatidae. The coding region runs from base 13 to 342 and encodes 109 amino acids. The record is from RefSeq and is a predicted model, not a curated record.